Prunus armeniaca (apricot) is the source of this 888-nucleotide messenger RNA. NCBI's taxonomy places the organism in Eukaryota, Viridiplantae, Streptophyta, Magnoliopsida, Rosales, Rosaceae. The record is from the annotation of a GenBank genome assembly.
AUGGAUGGACCCCAUCCUCCAAUUUUUGCAGAACCAGACGCUACCCAAUAUCUGAUCAUUAAUGGCGCCCUGUACAAGCGCGGAUUCAGCUUACCCUACCUUCUAUGCCUGACCCUAGAGGAAGGCCACUAUGUCCUCUGGGAAAUCCACGAAGGCAUCUGUGGUAGUCAUUCAGGCGCCCGCUCACUAGCGCAUAAGGCCAUUAGGCAAGGAUACUUCUGGCCCUCACUUCACACUGAUGCCCAAGCCUUCACCCAGAGGUGCGACAAGUGUCAGCGGUUUGCCAGUAUCCCUCAACUCCCAGCUGAACCUUUAACAGCCAUGGUUAGUCCUUGGCCAUUCGCCCAGUGGGGACUUGACCUCAUUGGACCCAUGCCUGAGGGCAAGGGCCAGGUCAAGUACGUAGUCGUGGCCGUCGACUACUUCACUAAGUGGGCUGAAGCUGAGGCCCAGGCCACCAUCACUACGGCUCGCAUUGAGGCGUUCGUUUGGCAAAAUAUCGUGUGCCGCUUCGGCAUCCCCAACGCCAUCGUCACGGACAACGGCCGACAAUUUGACAAUGCAAAAUUUAGGCAGUUUUGUUCCAACCUCAAGAUAAAACUUUGCUUCGCUUCUCCAGCCCAUCCUCAGUCCAAUGGCCAAGUCGAAGCCGUGAACAAAAUUAUCAAGAAGACCCUAAAGACCAAGCUUGACAAAGCCAAGGCAGUGGCACCAGUGGAGAUUGGCCAGCCAACAUAUCGAACCUCCACUUACGAGGUCGAGGCCAAUAACAAGCAGUUGGCCCUCAACCUCGACUUCAUUGACGAGCUUCGUGACCAGUCCAACAUGCGCAACGUCGCAUACAAGCAGCGUAUUGCCAAGUACUACAACUCCAGAGUUAAACCUUGA